AUGGACUCAGCCGACUCUGAGGCAGUUCGGUCAGCUCUGCGCACUCAAGCUCACCGUCUGCAUCAGCAGGAAGAACAACUCGCUAUUCUUCGGAAUGAGCUGACGGCAAUGGCUAAUAGUCAGGAGAACCAGGUGAUCGGAGUGAGUGAUCAGCUUGCUCAGCUUGUCACACAGUUCCAGCGCCUUUCUACCAGAGAGUCAUCAGCUGGCUCUGGGACUGAGAGAGGAGCCGCGGCCACUGCCGCUUCGCAGACUCUAGGAGGGGAUUCAACUGAGCCUAGAGCCUCCUCUUCGCCGUUUCCGCACCUUGCUCGUCCAGAGAGGUUUUCUGGGGAUUCCGGAGACUGCAGGGCAUUCCUUACACAGCGUGAACUCCACUUUGAGCUGCAGGCUGCCACUUACCCCUCUGAUAGAGCCAAGGUGGCGUUUAUCAUUUCCCAUCUGUCUGGAAGAGCCGAGUCUUGGGCAGCAGCGGAAUGGAGCCAGAGGUCUGCCGUUUGCAACUCCUACACAGGUUUUACCUACACUGAUUCAAGCACCAAGUUGGUGUACAACCGAUAA
Molecule: messenger RNA, 561 nt
Organism: Perca flavescens (yellow perch)
Lineage: Eukaryota; Metazoa; Chordata; Actinopteri; Perciformes; Percidae
Product: retrotransposon Gag-like protein 6
Exons: 2
Coding region: 1-561 (186 amino acids)
Source: RefSeq, a predicted model, not a curated record